This is a messenger RNA of Babesia bigemina, 1701 nucleotides long. Its product is annotated as -PHD and RING finger domain-containing protein 1. The transcript has a single exon. The coding region runs from base 1 to 1701 and encodes 566 amino acids. NCBI's taxonomy places the organism in Eukaryota, Apicomplexa, Aconoidasida, Piroplasmida, Babesiidae. The record is from RefSeq and is a predicted model, not a curated record.
AUGUGUGACUCGUGGGAGGUUGAUGGCAGACUACUCGCCAAAAUAGACGAGUAUUUUGACUUCAACCACCGACAGGUCUCCGGCCCCGCUACUUUCAGCGACGGUCCUAACGGCUCGUUUUCUCGCCACAAACGCGCGCGCAUUUUGGAUUCCCCGACGGAUGACGUCGUAACUGUCAAUAGCGACACAUCCGAUGACGCAGCGAGUGAUAGAGAGGGCUCUUACGAGCCCGAAUGCAUCGUUUGCAGCGAGCCGUUCACGGACACGUCGGAUGUCGGCGUUCCCAUGAGCUGUAUGCACAUUUUCUGCUAUAGUUGUAUUAAAAAGUGGUCGAAUCACACGAAUGUGUGCCCUAUUUGCAAGAUCGAAUUCAAUGAGCUGCGGCGCCUCCGGUGGCGUCAAUUUGUCGAUUAUCUGUCGUCGUCCACUAGGUGGAGCCUCAAGCGGUUGCGCCGAACUGUAACUCCCCGCAUUAAAAACUUCAAGUCGUUAAAGGAGCAUUUGUUGAGUUGCUUGGGCGCCGUCCCGUCGCAGCGCGAAUGGGUUUCCCGUAAGAGCCUCGGCGAGGAGACGGAUGACAGCGUCGGUGGCUGCGAGGUCUGCGGCGGCGACAACUACUGGGAACAGAUGUUGCUAUGCGAUGGCUGCAACCUCGGUUUCCAUUUGUUUUGCCUAAAUCCGCCACUGACUAGCAUCCCACCAGGAGACUGGUAUUGCAAGGAGUGUCUGGACUCAGAGUUACAGCCUCCCCAGGAUUCACAUGACGCUGUAGCCUCACAAAGCAACACUGCUAGUGCGCGUACAACUGGUAGACGUUUGUCUGGGUCACGGACCACCAGAUUGGCAAGGAGGAGUCGUGUUGAAUUGGAUUCACCCAUUACCAGCCGCCAUUCUAGUGUAGAGUCGGACAGUGAACAGAGACCCACGUCGAGUGCUGCGAGUAGUGGUGAUAGUAUAGGGUUAGGUAGUGCAGCACUCGGCAGGAACGUCGAAACGCACCUGGAGCCAGUGUCGGCAAGUCAAGACGUAUUGCUCGACCUGGGUGCCGAUUUCUUCUCUGGGGACGGGGUACAUCCGGGAGAGCACGAAUCGGGCAGCGUGACAUUGACUCGUAUGCCUCCAAGUCUAGCGUCGCGUACUUCGGGGUCCGCGUCGUAUCCUUUUAGCCUGGAGGAGAGAGAACGCGCGGACCGUCGACAGGAACGCAAUACGUCUGAAAACUCGAUCGCAACUAAUGAAGAAACCAUUGGCACUGAAUGCGGCGGUCUUUUCAGUGAACCAGAUUCACCGUCAGCUGUUGAAUUCGAUCGUAACAACGGCGGGCGAGCAGGAGACUCGAAAGAGGCAGUAAAUGAGACAGCACUCACACCUGGCGGCUCUGUUGGUGUUAUUGCGAACGGUAAUGCGGGAUCAAUGCAUGAAGUAAAUGUAGAAAAUCUAAACCUCGAUGACUUGGCUUUUAAUGCGAAUUCCUUGUCUGUGCAAAGCAGCCAGAACCAGGAAACGCUUGACCCUGCAAGCAUUCUGGGUGAUAUGAGCAUGGAGGAGAUCGACAGGCUUUUCGAGGACAAGCCUAAACGCUGUAUGUCUUUCAUUUAUCGUUACCGAACGAUGAUGGAACGGGAAGUCCGUGGUAAUGGUCGUAUCCAAUCCAUGCAAAACCCUCGUAUUCAAGGCAGCUCUGUGAGGUAUAUUUUUUGA